Annulohypoxylon truncatum is the source of this 2063-nucleotide messenger RNA. RefSeq names its product glycosyltransferase family 25 protein. The record is from RefSeq and is a predicted model, not a curated record. NCBI's taxonomy places the organism in Eukaryota, Fungi, Ascomycota, Sordariomycetes, Xylariales, Hypoxylaceae. The transcript has 3 exons. Bases 410 to 1708 code for a protein of 432 amino acids.
AGUCACAGGAGAGAUGAAUAACGCCGUCCCAUAGGUAUCUACAAACAGCAACAAGAGUUGAAACAUUAACAAAGCUCGCGUAUCCAGGCAAGAAUAUGUUACAACGGACUGGCAUUUAUAUAUUUGGGCGCCAGGCGGGUAUUCUGCUAGUCGCAAACUCGAUGGUCUCCUGAACUACAAUGUGUAAGAGUGUGCUGACGUCUUAAAGCUGGAACCAUUUAUUCUUUCCUGCUAUUGGUUGGCUCGCUCUACAAUCACCUAUAUUUAACACGUGUGACAUGAUUCAAUAUCAGACGGAGGAAGCGAGUGAUUGUACUUGCUUACCAGUACCUAUAUAAUGUAAAGAGGUAAGAGAUCACUUAUUUCGGUUCGUCCUAAAUUUCGACAAUAUGGAUUAAACAUCUUCGUCAUGUCUCUCCUUAAGCCAGCCCGACGGCUUCCCAAUCCAGUCCUUCUCGGCGUAGUCGCCUUUUUCGUCUUUUCUCUGUAUCUCCUCUCCACGAAGGGGGGAGCAAGUCCAGUGCCAUAUUUCCACGCUGACAGGAUAAAAUCUUCGGUCCCUGAUAUAACGGAUGAUAUUUAUAACACUACUCUUGGCGUGAGUCAACGGUUAUUUGUUGGUUUAAUUAUAGGACGAGGGUCUAACGCUAGUACGCAGUUCGAGAAGAUAUUCGUCAUCAGCCGACCAUCUCGUACAGAUCGCCGCGAUGGCAUGGUCCUAGCCGCAGCUCUCAGCAACCUCGAGAUAGAAUUCAUCGAUGGCGUCGACGGCAAGGAUGUGCCCGACAAGGCACUACUCAGUAGCGAGGAGGAGCUUAAGCGCCUAGCCGAUCCCGUCAUAGGAGCCUGGCGAGCUCACAUGAACGCAAUCCAAGAAGUCGUACGAAGAAACCUCUCGUCAGCACUAAUCAUGGAAGACGACGCCGACUGGGACAUCCGGAUCCGGGAGCAAAUGCACGACUUCGCGCUGGCCACGCACGCGCUCACCCAGCCUCUCCUCUCCUCUCCAGACCCAUCAUCCCCUACAUUCGCCGACCCCACGUUCCCGAACGGCACCUUCGGCCCCUCCACCGUCCCGGACAUGGACUUCGCCUCGCUGCCACUUACCCGCGUCCCCACGACAUCCCCGUACGGCGACGCCUGGGACGUGCUAUGGGCCGGGCACUGCGGCAUGGCCUUCGCAUUCGCCACGAACGCGGCUCUGCCCAAGGGCCGCGUCGUCCGGGUCCCGGACCCUACCGUACCGGCACGCCGGCACUUACUAGCAGGCCUCCCGUCGAUCUCGGGGCUCGAGACCACGUACCCGGACCACGCGCGCGUGUACCACCACGCGCAAGACGCGUGCUGCUCCCUCGCGUACGCGGUAAGCCGCGCGGGUGCCCGCGCCGUGCUACGCCACGUCGGCCUGAAGGACGCUAACCAGCCCUUCGACCUGCAGCUCAAGUCCUUCUGCGAGGGGGGCGGGUCCCCGGACCGCGGGGGCCCGCACGCGUGUCUCGCGGCGCAGCCGAGUGUUUUCCAGGUCCAUCGCGCUAAGGGGUCGAGGGGGGCGAAUAGCGAUAUCGCGGACCAUGGGGCGGGCGGGCAGGAGGAGGAGUCGAGGGGCUUGAGGUGGGGCGUUAGGAUGAAUUUGGAUGCGUUGGUUAAAGGGGGGGAGGAGCUGGUUGAUGGAUAUCCGGAUGGUGAUGGGGAUAUGGUUGGGAAUUAGGGGGAGAUGGGUGGUAAGGUGUUGGUUGAUAAGUAGGUAGGUAUGUAUUAUAAGGUGACCCCUUAAGGGACGAGUGUACGAAGGCGGUAGAGCUUCUCCUGGACGAUAGGAAUGGCUGCCAGCGACGUUAUUAUACCCAAUAAAUAUUGAUUUAGCAUUUCAUCUCUCUCGACCUUUCGUUGGUGCACUGUUGUCAGUGAAUUUAGACAUGUAGGAAAAGGACGGAUGGAUGAUCUAAAGAAAAGGCUAAGGGAAUAGGGACUAAUUUCCUAGAUUUUCAAGUGCGAGAUAAUCUCAUAUAAGCACCACAUGAGCCUUUCUCCAGCACAAGAUAUGAGAAUUCGAUUAUCGUCGG